AUCUCAAACGUGUCAUGUGACCAACCAAUUAACGAACAAGAUGGCUGCCAGUGUGCAGUCAAUGCUAGAUUUCUGGAAACAGUUUGAUUUACAAGAACUUCAGAAAGACCUAGACACGACUGCCACUGAGUUAGCCAGCAGACAAGACGAGAGCGACACAUCACGGAAACGCCUGGUAGAGCUGUCCAGAGAAUUCAAGAGAACUACACCAGAGGACAUCAGGAAAAUUGUAGCACCAUUGCUGAAGAGUUUCCAAGGGGAGAUAGACGCUCUAUCAAAGAGAAGCAAGGCUGCAGAGGCCUCGUUCUUGUCUGUAUACAAGAAACUUAUUGACUUGCCAGAUCCGGUUCCUGUCCUAGAGUAUGGCCUGCAGCUUCAGAAAAAGGCUCACAGAGUCCAGGACCUGGAAAUAGAAAACAAACAGCUCCGAGAGACGCUUGAUGAAUACAACCACGAGUUCGCUGAGGUGAAAAACCAAGAGGUGACAAUCAAGCAGCUGAGAGACAGGUUAAAAGAAGGAGAAGAUAGAAUAGAGGCUGUUGCUGAGGCUCGGACUAAGGAGAAGGAACGGGAGCUCCAGAAACUGUUUGCGGAGAAGGAACGCCAACUUCAAGAAACACAGAUAACAGUCUCGAAAAAACUCGGAGAGGCUGAACAGAGAGUUGCAGCAUUAACUAACACCCUUGAGAAUGUCCAGUCAGAACUGUUCGAAGUCAAAGCCAAGUAUGACGAAGCAACUUCAGCCAAACACGAUGAGACAGAGAUGAUUAUGGCAGACUUGGAGCGCGCCAAUGAACGUGCAACAGCAGCUGAGCGCGAAGCAGAAAAACUGAAGCAUCAACUUACGAGUCUGAGUGAGGGGCUGACCGAGGGAAGGUCGAGACAGGGACCACACGGUGGGGACAUGGAGCAGGCCAUAGAGAUUCUCCAGCGCUCCAACCUGGAGGCGGAACUUGCGGCUAAGGAGAAGGAGAUCAGUCAGCUGGUUGAGGAUGUCCAGAAGUUGCAGGCCUCCCUCCAAAAACUAAGGGAGAACACAUCACAACAGGUGGGCCGUCUGGAGGAGGAGCUGUCUGCUAAGAACAAGGCGUUCAGUAUCCUGGAGGAUAGACUCAAGACACAGGAAGACUAUGAGGAGAUCAAGAGAGAACUCAGUGUCCUGAGGUCAGUUGAGUUUUCCGGGAGCGGUGCAGAUGAGGUCGAUGGAGAUGUGGGCAAGUCGAAGUCCCUGGAAGUACUUGUUCUUGAGAAAAACAAGGCUCUCCAGACAGAAAACACACAGCUCAAACACACCUCCAAAGACAUCUCAGGAAAUACAUCACCUGCUCUAUCAUCGCACACAAAAGACUUUGCAAGUAUGCUCGGAGAAGAAAUUGCGGAAAGCUAUCAGGAAAGGAAAUCGCCAAAGGAGUUGUUGAAAAACGGUCACUCAACUUCAGUCUCUCCGACAUUUGUGGCACCAAAGAAAGAAAGGGAACAAAAGUCCCCGAGUUCUGUAGAUUCAGGAGACAUUCCACCCCAAGUGCCGAUUUCUCCGGAUGUUUCGAAAUCACUGCUUUAUCCGUCAAUUACUAGCGACGCAUUGCGUAUACCGCCACCUUCCCCCCAUUUUUUUCAUCCGGCGUUCACAAACAGCCAUCUGAUGGCUAACUUUAUGGGCAUGGGGAUGAAUUUUAACAAUAAUAACAAUUCCCAAAAGUCGGAUCUUAAUGGCUGCCAAGGACUUGACACAGGCUUGGUGGCUAAAACUGUGAGAGAAUUGCUCAGUAUUCAUAACAUUGGACAGAGAUUGUUUGCAAAACAUGUGUUAGGGUUGUCGCAGGGCACAGUGUCUGAACUAUUGUCGAAGCCAAAAUCAUGGGACAAGUUAACAGAGAAAGGGAGAGAAUCGUACCGGAAAAUGCACUCAUGGGCAAUCGAUGAUAGAAACAUCAUGGCUCUCAAAGCUAUCUCACCAAAGAAAGGCAACCAACCUCUCCUACCCAGUAUUCAACGAGAAGAUGCAGCGACGGAAGAGCGCAUUGCUCAUAUUCUUAAUGAAGCCCAGGUUGCCAUGCAACAGAAGAAGUCUAUUGAACAGCAUAGCAUGGUGAACAGUAUUUACCAAGAGAUGGCUCGAUCCUACGGCCAGCUUCCUACAUCACAUGGUCUGCCUAUAAACAGCAUGGCAGCCAUGCAUCACGCUGAGCAGGUCCGCAAGAUGAGUGACUCUGAUCGACGGGAUAAAGUGGGUGACAAUGAGGUGUCAUCUAAGGUCAUGGUUGAAAGAAUUUACCGUCAGGAACUAAUGAAACUAGCUCAGGCAGCUGAGAAUGCAGGAAAUAUUGCAGCUAGCGCUCUGUACCAGCAGGAGCUUGCAAGACUCGCCCAGAACGCGAGGAUGAGGGAUGAGCCCGAGCCUGGUGAGGUUCGUCACAUGAGGGGUUCCCCCGACAGGGUCUCUGUAAAGACCGAAGCCCAAGAGGGAGCGGAGGAUUUGACAAACAUGUCCAACGGCCCCAUAGAUCUCAGUAAACGCAGCACAUCAACCCCAAGCACCCCAACAUCAGGGGGAUCAGAUAAAUCGCUCAAUAGUUCCGCUCAUGCAGGAAGUGCCUUCUUUCAAAUGCAUCAAAAGAUGAAUGGUCAUGAUGUCGGUGAGAGGGUAAUCAAGUCUGAGCCUUCUCAGGUGCCGCACGCAGCAUUCCCCCACUUUCCACCCUCGGACACCUCCUCCUCGCCUCUCCAACGAAUGCAGAACAUUGCCAACUCCCUGAUGAACCGCUCCCAGAUGGGCCAACCUUGUAAUAAGCCGCUCAAGGCGAUCCUCCCACCUAUCACACAGGAAGAGUUUGACAGCUACGCUAACAUCAACACCGAGGAUCUUGUCAAGCAGGUCAAAGAAACCCUUAGCCAGUAUUCCAUUAGCCAACGCUUGUUUGGAGAGAGUGUCCUGGGACUGUCCCAGGGGAGUGUGAGCGACCUGCUUGCUCGGCCAAAACCGUGGCACAUGUUGACCCAGAAAGGCAGAGAACCGUUCAUACGGAUGCAGCUGUUUCUCGAGGAUGCAGAGGCUAUACCAAAGCUGGUGGCGUCACAGUAUCACAUCGCCCCAGAUAAACUGAUGAGGAGCAACUCUUUCAAUAAAGAACAAGAUUUGGAUCACAUGCCCAUCUGGCAGGGUAUGCGGGGUCCUUUCCCGCUAGCUGGUCUGCCAUUGGUCAGUCAAUCGUUGAACCUUGGACUCUCAGUUGCACCUCCUCCUCCUCCGACUGAUAUGAAGCCAACUCAGCCCACCCCGCCCAUCUCCCGCCCGGCCCCCCACUUGCCCCCCCACUUGCUUGGGGGUACGGGGGCGCCCCCUGUCGAGCACCCACCACAUCACCCACUGUUUCCCCCGCACCACCCACCACCAGCUCCACACCUACAUUCAAACUGGACUGCCUUCUCCUAUCCAUCCUCCAUGUUGGAAGUGGUUGCCAUGACAUCUGAAAUCGACACGCUUGACUUAACAAGCCGGGUCAAGGACGUGCUCCAGUUUAACAAUCUGGGCCAGAAGCUGUUUGGGGAGGCCGUUCUCGGGCUCUCUCAGGGCUCCGUGAGCGAGCUACUCUCUAAGCCUAAGCCCUGGCACAUGCUCAGUAUUAAAGGAAGGGAGCCAUUCAUUAAAAUGCACCUGUGGUUAAGUGAUCCAAAUAAUGUAGAGAGACUCAAGCAUUACCAAAAUGAGAUUAAAGCCAAUCGUCGGAGGCGUCAUAGUCUUGAAGAGAAGUUUGACUCUCCAUCGCUUGCCUUGCCAAAGAGACCACGGGUCUUUUUCUCUGAGGAGCAAAAAGAUAAGCUUAGACAGGCAUAUAAUCGAGACCCCUACCCAAACCAGACCACCAUUGAGGUUCUAGCUUGUAAUCUUGGGGUUGGGGUUAAAACUGUCAUCAACUGGUUUCAUAACCACAGAAUGCGGGCCAAACAGCAACAGCAUGCCACCAGCCCAACUGGCCAGUACAGCGAUUACAGCCAGUCUGGAAUGGGCAAAGAGGAGUCCAAUGAUGACAACUCUAACCAGAGCGACAUCUCAGCGUACUCCGAUAACAAGGAAGCUCUUGCGGCUCUUGGCUUCCAUUCACGGUUCAUUAAUCCAGAUACAAACCAAUGGAUGUUCCCGAAGUUUGAGCCAGUUAAUUUGGAUGCCAAACGGGGGAGCCAGGGGUCUGAUAACAUGGAUGGAAGUGAUGGGUAUGAGGAGGAGAUGGAUGAUGAAGAUUCCUACGCCAAAGAUAACUCACAAAAUGCCAAAGAUGACUAUGAUGAUGUUAUGGAUAUAGACAAAGAUGAUCAGAAUUCAGAUGACUCUCAUACAGAGAGGAGUGAGAGAGAUGAGGAAUCUGGCAAAGGUCAGGUCAACUCUAAUUCUGCCACCAUGGGGAGUGGGGCAAAUAAACGCAAGCGAUCUCAUCCACAGUAUGUUUCGGCCGGGAGACAUCUAGAUCGUACAGUAAGCAUGCUCGCAGCAUCAGCGGAGAACAAUAAGGACAAUGAAACUGAGAAAGGUAGUGGAGAAAAUUUAGAAGUAAAAGGUGAUUCAUUUACAGAAGAAAAGAAUGAAGUAGAAGCAGCAGUAAAUAGCUUGAAAGAGAUGAAGGAUUCCCAACUGGGGGAAUCAGAUGGUGUUGAUAAUGAUAAACUACAGGAAAGGGGAAGUGACCCCACCGGUGAGGAUUGGGCGUUCUAGGCAGCAUUACCGUAGUAACAAGAAUACCCAUAAUUGCUCCUAGUGGGCACAAACAGACAGCAUUCGGAAGGUUGUUUGGUGAUUUAGUUAGUGCUAAUAGACGCUCGUAAGCAUGAGUUGCUAGGCCAUUGAAAAGGAGUGUUCAGUUGCUUUAAAACGUGUCAUAGAACUACAAGUUAAAUGUGAGAUUUGAUUUGAUUUACAGUUUUAGUAUGUUACAGUUUUGUUCUAGUGAUUUUGACAAGAAGUAUACACAAGGGUAUGUCUAGACACAAAAAACUACAAGUGCUGAAAAUACUACAAAGUAUUAUAAACUUACUAUUAUUUGAUUUUAUUUGGUUUAUGUUCAUUUAUUUACUGCUUUAUACUAAAAGCUUUACUUGUUUUGUAGUGAGUUAAGACUGUUUUACAGAGGCUUUAAUCACAGUGACUUAAAAAGUUUUAUAUUUUAACAAUGGAGGGUGCAGAGUAACCCAACAAAGGAGGGUGUAGUGUAGCCCAACUAUGUAGGGUGUUGUGUAACCCAACAAUGGAGGGUGUAGUGUAUCCCAACCAUGGAGGGUGUGGUGUAACCCGUUGUUAACGUUUAUGUGUUCAUUAACUGUUUGGCUCAGCCUUUAUACUGUUACUUAUACUGUUAUGAAUUGUUUUAUCAUCCAUUUAUGUAAAUAUUGAAAGUACAUGGAAAAAUAUUGCGCAGUGUAUAGAAAUUGAUCUACAUGAAAAGAAGAUGGAGCCAAAAGAGAAAUAAGGAGAAAAACAUCUUUGACAAGCAAAAGGAGACUUUUUCCAAGGGAAAUUUCAACCCUGCUGUGCUAUGUUAUAAUUGGUGGUGAACGUGUACAGGUGUAAUGUAACCUCUCUAUCUGCAUUUAUUGCAUGUGUUUGUUGUUAGGGUUAGGAGAGAUAUUUUUAUACAGACCUAUUUUUACAUUUACGUAAAUUGUAUUCACCCUUUUGAAAUGACUGUUGGUACUUUUAUCCCAUACCUUUUCCCAUAGCUUAGAUGUUUACAUGAAAUGUUGAAGUGGACGAAGAAUUUUAGCAAGUGUUUAUGAACCCAAUAAAUAAUAUAUGCUGACAUUAAUAUCAGGUUCAAUCUAACUGGUUAAUUUAAUUGAAAACUCAAAAUAGAACCAGAAAGCAUUUUUGCACAUGUUUGUGCUAUUGGUUUUGUUUUUUAUUUGACAUGAAAUUAUUCUGUUACCUAGGAACCGUGAGAAUUAGAGUAGCAUGUUAGCUAGUGUUACACUCAAGCAUUCCAGCAUUGUGUGGUCCAAUUUCCCAGCAAAAUCCAUAUUCCUGUACGUCUCCAACCAUCGUCCUUUUUAGAAGCUUUUAGUGAUGCUCAAAUUCUAACGAAGAUUUCACCCGCUAAAUUUUAUUCUUUUGACUUUUUCCCAUCUAGAGCAGUUUCAGCAUCCUACUUUAUUCACAUUUAAAGCGAAAAUUAGUUUAUAUAUUUUUUGUGAAGAAUUCUUAGAAAGCUGACGUGACAUUAAAAUGAUAGUUUGUGUGAGUUAUAAUUUGAUUGCCGCAGUCAUUUUCAUUGGUUGUAUAUUUUGAAGUUCCGGAGGGAAGCUUAUUAUGUAGUAGCAGUUGUAUAUUAGCUUGUGCAAUAAUACCAGGACCAGGCAGUCUUGCUCAUUAAUAUACAUGUUCUAAUGCAUUAUGUCAUAUAGCAUUCUGGCAAUGCUGAAUUUGAAAAACUUUAUCUGUACUUUCAGUAAAUCUUUUUUCUUUAAGAAUUAUUUCUGCUCUGAAGAGACCAAUCAUAACCUCUUGUAAAUUGAGUUGAAACUUUAAAAUCAUGUUUCUAAGCUUAAUAAGAAAGCCCAGUAUUAUAUUCAAAAUGAGGAGAUAUGAUACUUAACAGGACUAAAUAGGACUGUCAUUUUUCUUCAUUCAUUAUAACACUAUGUCCUUUUAUAAGCCAUCAAAAAUAGGUACAUUUCUGGGUGAAAAAAAUAAUCUUCAGUGCUCUUCUGUAGAAAGAUAAUUAUAUCCCUUGAUGACACAAAUAUUUUUAUUAUUCCUCAGCACAAAUUAGGGCCUUUUAUGCUAUCAAAAAGGAGUUUCUAUAUAUAUCUUCAUUUAUUUUUCUUUCUGCAAAGAGUUAUGUCCCUUGGUGACAAUAAUUUCACAACGCCUAUUACAGAGUAAUCAUCUUUUGUGUUCACUGUAGACAUUGAUUGUCUGGUCCAUGGGCCCUCUUUAGGUUGUAGGAACUAUUUAACUUCGCCUUAAUUAUCAUUUAUAUCCUUGUAGCUUUAUAUAACCAAAGAUAUAUUUGUUUUAUUAAAAAAAGUGUUCAUUUUUUGUUAAUAAUUUUUAGUGAGUUUAUGUUGUUUGAUUUCACGUUUUUAUGUCAGGAUACGGUAAUGGGACUGUGCAAGAAUUUACCCUGAUAAUUAUAGAACUUGAUGUUCACUUUUAUCUCGUUAUUUGGAUGUUAAAGGUACUUACAUUGGUUCAGGAAAAAAAUCAUCUAGCAAAAUAGACACAAAGAUUUUAGAUUGUGCAAUACAGAUCACAGAGUAGUCAAUGGCGUGUGUUCAUUUGGAGAAUUUAUUAUUUUGUUAAACCCUUAAUGAUUUUGCUCAUAUAGUUCUUGGGGUAGUAUACUAUUAGAACUCAUCGUGGUUUACUGUUAAUUAAUAUUAAACAUGUAACUUUAUAGAAGUCAUCGCAAGCUCAAUGAAACAGAUUUAUACAUGUAAAAAAUUGUCAAUGGAGCGAAUAGCUCUGAUUUAAAAUUUAAAAAAAAUUGUCUCACACAUCUAAAAUAGUUUAUUUUCUGUCCAAAUUUGUAAUUUUUAGCCAAAUUAAUGUUAUAACACCCAAUCUCUAGAGAAGGAAGAAGUGACAAGCCUUUCUUUACCAAUUGAUGUAUGGGUCUUGAUUUGUUGAGCUUGCUUGCUUUCAUGUGUUUUACAAGUGUGUCUUCCUUGGAAAUUCAAAUCAAAAUCUGUAUCAGCUUCAAUGUAGAAUGUUUUAGGCACAGAGGCUCUCCGGUCGUGUUGUGAAGAUGUCGGAUCCAAUCUCUGUAAAAUAAUUGUAUUAUAAUUACUUAUUGAUAUAAAUAUGAUGAACCUAACAAUCAUUUUAAUAUUAUAAAAACACCCCUUCUGUUGACUUGCAACCAUGAUUUAAAAAAAAAUGAGAAAGAGUUUAGUAUUACAGUGUAUGCAUAACUGUCAACAAAGCUCGAAUUUUUGCACCAUAAACUUUCACACAAUAAAUUCUGUACACAUUAUUGUUAUCAUUUUUAAAGGGAAAUGUAAGUUUUUGCAUUCAUGAUUCAGAUAUCUCUUCAUCCAGGGUGUUCAAUGUUAAUCCAUGGGGAUCCAUGUUGGGGCUGGCUUUGGUGUGACUGUAGCUUUACUAAUUUUAAAUCAAAUCAAUAGAGAUGAACUUGUGUUUUUAUUCUACAAAAAACCUGCUGUCCGUAUUGUUUCAAUAAGACAUUAUAAUUAUCAAUUAUUGAUUUCAUUAUUAGAUAGAGAUUGGAUGCUAUGUCUUCGGUAUUUUGAUAUUUUUGGACUGUGCCAAAACUGUAUGACUUAUAGACUUUUAACUGUGUCGGACAAUCAGUACAAUUGUGCAUAUGCAACAUGUAUUGACAUUAAACUGUAGUUGAUUAACAUGAAAUUUGUAAAUAAAUGUGACUAUUUUCUGCUUAAUGGUGAAAAACAUUAUACACUUUCUUUUGGGACCCUGUAGAUUUGUUUAUCUUUGGAAAGUAAUAACACUAGGUCAUCCUUGAACAUUUUGUGGUUUGCAGCUUCAUACAGGUUUCUUCGCCUAUACCUGGCCCCUAUUUCUUGAACAAUCUUGAGUCCUUAAUAACAGCACCAAACUAGGCAACCUAUUUUUGGUUUUAUAUAUUUUGUGUAAUAUUCUCAUUUUAAAGAGUGUUGAGAAUUUUAAAGGAAAUUAUCUCGCAGAUUAUCAUGAUAAACAUUUUACUUUGUAAAAUCAAAUUUAAGAAAGUAUUUUGGCUAAUUUAUUUAUAAAUACAGUGAGAAAUGGGGGCCACUGGUCAUAUCAAAUUUGAGGUUGGCCUUUUCAGUGCUUCAGAGACAUUUGCCACUGCAAACAAACAUCUUUUUAAGGAUGUCAGCAUUUGGUGUUUUAACUGAGAGAUUGUUGAUUAUCCCAGAAAUCCUGUUUUAUAAAAGAAUGAAAUUGUUUUAAGAUGUGUAGAUUUUAGGAAUACAACUUAGUUGUUUCAUGUUGUUGGGUGGUUGACUGUUUUUGUUUACAUUUUAAGGGUUAUGUAGGUUGACUUUGGUACAAAAGCUUUACUAAUGUAUAUAGUCCAAUGUCGCUGUUUGUAGCUUGGUAUUUUAUUUUGUCUUUAAUGUAUAAUAGUCUACAAAACACAAGCUUUAAACUUAAAACAUCCCAGGGUUUUUUACCUGAGAUGUUUUUGGGGUUUUAAUUUUUCACUUUACUACAAAUGUGGUUAACUGUGUUUUAUCCCAAACAAGAAAUUUGCGCUAACUGUGUUAAUUAGAAUCACACUCCUUUAUAGAAAAAUAUAUCACAGAGCCUGAUGGUUGACCACUAAACCGUUGACUUUCUUUUAUUGCACUUAUACCACAAUCACAUGAACCAUUUAAAUCUAGCUAUUUACUAAAAUACCUUAUUCAUUAAAAGAACAGCUGUUUAAAAUUCAAUGUAGAUUUAAAUAGUAGUUGUAUAUUUUUGUAAAUAGUAUUUUGACUUUCUCUGCAUUUAUUUGUAAGCUGUACAUAAAGAUUUCAGCUCAUAGAAAGUGUUUUACAUUUGAAAGCAUUUUAAGCAUAUUUUUUUCCAUUUUCUUUCAUUUUGUAAUAUUUCUCAUGGACCUGUAGCCAAAGAUUAUUUUGUAAACAUUAUAUCCUGCCGAGGGUUUUCCUUGGUAUUAUUAUUAUAUCCUGUAUUCAUAAAUACUAUUAAUUUCUGAAAGAAAUUAUGAAACUAUGUCAUGUUUGAUUUAUAUUUUAUUUCAAGCAGAAAAGGAGAUGUUUAUCAUAUUUUAUUACUAUUUAUGUUAUAGUUUGAAAAUUUUACAUGUCACAUGUUAAGCUGUGCAAUUAAAUUGACUAAUAGACUUAAUCAAUUUAGAAAAAAUGAUGUUAAUAGAUGAUAUUUUUUUUUCAUCAUUAAGUGUGUUCUGUUCAGUUCUGAAGUUCUAAUCAGACAUUUAGCAAUCCUCAUAUCUGGGCAAGGUCAUCUGAAAGUUCAAUCCAUUGCAUUGAUUUAUCAUAUGAUAUUUUGCCAAAACUAGAGUAGCAUCAUGCCUUAGACAUUUGCAUAAGAAAGCAUUUUCAUUUCUGGUGAAAUCUGCAAAAAACCAUUCCAAUAAUUGAAAAUUAGGUAAACAAUCAUUGCGAGACUAAAUAGUUAUAAUCAUCAGUUAAAAUUUAGGCUAGACGAAUAUAGUUGGAAUGUUAUUUUUAUUACAUUUCGUGUUUUCUGAAUGUUGUUACUAUGUUACUAUUGGCUCAAUGUUAUAUAUUAUAAACAGUAUUUUAAUCAGAAAAUUAACAUUUGCUCUAAAAUCAUAUUGUCAAGGUGUAUUAUGGUUUAAUGUGCUCAUCAUUUGUUUCAUUUAAAAUAAUCAAGCUGUAAUUUAAAAUAUUAAAAAAAUCUUCAUUUUUCAAGUUUUGCAAAAAUAUUUUCUCGAAGUUUAUCACAUUUUUUUACUUGAAUUUCUUUUCAUAAAGGUUGUAUUUCUAUUGACUUGAGUAUUUUUAUUGUUCUUUUGAUUUAAUUGUCAACUGUUGAACAAUUCUAAGAAAUAACAUUUAUGUCCGUUGAUAAUGAUAUUUUACCAUGUGAAUUCAAUCUAAACAUGUACAACUUAAACUUUACAUUGCAAAAAUUGAUGAUAAAUUAAAAUACACUUCCUACAGAGAGACAGAAGAUGUGAAGCAGUAUUUCAAGUAUUAUGAUUGUCAAAAACUGGAGCAAACUAUUGCUCUCUUAUUCUGUUGUAACUUUGGAUUCAACCCUUUUUCAUAUAUUGAUUAUUCCUUAUUUUCCCUUGAAAUAAUGAUUUAGCAUUUGAAAAGCAAAAACAUGUUGCCAUAGUUAUGAUAUUAUGUUUGAUGUCUUAAAAUGUGCUAUAAGCCCAUUUCUGCGGACAUAAGAAAUAUCAACUCAUGAAAGGGCUUUGUUUUCAAGAAGUUUCAACUUCAAUGUUAAUAUCUACAAAUUAAUUAUUGUGUAAUCUUCAGGUGCUUCAGAUAAAUAAAUAAAAAUAUGUUACCAUG
Messenger RNA from Mya arenaria, 10971 nucleotides. Its product is annotated as homeobox protein cut-like 1. Gene Ontology annotation, biological process: regulation of DNA-templated transcription. The transcript has 17 exons. The record is from RefSeq and is a predicted model, not a curated record. Gene Ontology annotation, molecular function: DNA-binding transcription factor activity, RNA polymerase II-specific; DNA binding. NCBI's taxonomy places the organism in Eukaryota, Metazoa, Mollusca, Bivalvia, Myida, Myidae. The coding region runs from base 41 to 4708 and encodes 1555 amino acids.